AUGGAAAAGUACACGCAGGUGAAGGUGCUCGGCAAGGGCAGCUUUGGCUCUGCUUGGCUCAUUCAGCGCAACGAGGAUCACGCGCAGUUUGUGGCGAAAGAGGUACGGCUUGGCGGCUUGAAGCCGGCGGAGCGGGCGAGUGCGCAGAAGGAGAUUGAUAUGCUGCGCACGUUGAACCACCCUAACAUCACCCGCUACGUGGACCACUUUGAACACAAGGGCUCACUCUUCAUUGUGAUGGAGUAUGCCAACGGCGGCGACCUGUACAUGCGGAUUAAACAGCAGCAGGGCCAGCUCUUCUCGGAGAAGGGGAUUCUACAGUGCUUCUCGCAGAUCUGCCUGGCGCUAUCGUACAUGCACGAGCACCGCAUCCUCCACCGCGACCUCAAGACGCAGAACAUCUUCUUGACGAAGGAUGGCAUUGUGAAGGUGGGCGACUUCGGCAUCAGCACCGUGCUGCGCAACACAUAUGAGUUGAAGCAUACAAUCUGCGGCACACCCUACUAUUUCUCGCCGGAACUAUGUCUCAACAAGCCCUACAACAACAAGAGCGAUGUAUGGGCGCUGGGAUGCGUCCUGUACGAGAUGACCACCCUAAACCACGCCUUUGACGGCAACAACAUGAAGGCGCUAGUGCAGAAAAUUCUCAAAGGUGUGUACCCGCCGAUUCAUCCCAUGUACUCGAGCAACCUCUCACGGCUCAUCUCUGCCAUGCUUCAGAUUGAUCCCCACAAGCGGCCCAACGUGUCGCAGGUGCUGGACCUCAGCUUCAUUCGCGAGUCCUUGACAGGGCUACAGGAGGCGGUGCAAGGCGCACGCGUAGACCGCCGCUCUGUCGUGUCGGUCGAGGAGCGGGCACUCCUGCAAAAGGCCGCGGCCCGGCGCAAGGAAGAGUACCACCUGAAGGAACUGGAGGGCGCGGCAAUGGCGGAGAAGGCGCAACAGCAGCAGCGGGCCAUCCUCAUGUUGCAGCAGCUCGAAGGCGAGGAGCGGCGGCGCAACUUAGUCGAGCAGCAGCGGCGGCUCCAGCGGCAGCAGGAGCUCGCCUUGCAGGAGCGCAAGCGUGCCCUAGACGAGCGAGUGCGCGAGCAGCGCAAGCUGCAAGGGCAGAAAGCUAAGGCAGACGCCAAGGCGCAGCGCCGCCGGGAGAAGCAAUGGGACGACAACCUCAAGGAGCAUGUGAUGGAGGCGCAGCAUCUCCCCGAGACUGAGGAGCAACAGCCUCACUCUGACCACCGCAGCCCCCCGCAGCUGCAACAGGAAGAGCUACAGAAACAGCAGGAGCAGUCUGCCGCAGAGGCGUACCGCGAGAUGAGGCGGCAGGCUGCAGCAAACAAGCAGCGCUGUUAUCAAGGCUCCUAUUUUCCUGGCGGUGCGCCCUGCUCACAGCAGCAGCAGCAGCAGGACAAGCUCUUGUCACUGCCACUCGGUCAGCCGCUACCACCGCGUACCCCUCCCACGAGCAGUCAUUACAGCUCGCGCAAGAUGACAUCAGAGGAACUGGAGGAUGCGCGAUCGCGGGCUUUUUGGCAGAUGCGGCGCGAGGCUAUCGAUAACCGCAAGAAGAUGCUCGGCCUCGAUGACACGGGAAUCGGCGAGUCACAGGCGACGGCGUCAACGGAGGCCGCGUCUGGCGCCUCGCCGGCGCCUUGGAAUCGCACGAGUGCGCCAUUCCUCGCAGUCCCUGCACCGCCGCAGCAGAGUACGCUGCUGCCACUGUCCCCACCAGCAGCGGCAGAAAAGUCGACCAAUAAAUCGGCGUCGCGCAAGGAUAAGAGCACACCAGAGAGCAAUGGUGCCCACGGCAACGGCGUGCACAGGCCCCCAUCGGCCCCGUCAUCUGCCGUGUCGCUGCCUCUUGGCGCUGCUGCUGCUGCUGCUGCUGGCGUGCCGCAGGAGGUGCAGAAAAGCGUGACGCCGGACGGUGAAGAGGGGCUGCGUAACUUCUUGAACGGCGAGGCGGCGGCCACAUCGCCGACAGAGGCCGAGGACCGCCAACGAGACGACGACUACCACGCGCUGGAUACCGUCAUUGGCGAGACGCUCAAGGCUGAUCGCAACAAGACCUUCAAGGACGACUUCGAAGACGCCACGUUCGGUGAGGCGACGGACUCUAGCAAACUUGUACUGGACGGUAAGACGUUCCACCUGCCGAAUGUGAGCGCUACCGACCCGCUCAUGCACCGCAUCGAGUCCCUACGCAUAUUCCUCGAGAAAGAGAUGGGGGAAGACGACCUCAUCGCGUGCUACCGAGCCAUGAACAACAUCUCCGCCAGCGAUGACGAGGUGAUGCAUCAGCUGCAGAGCGCGUUGCCACUGUCGAAGCAGCGCUUCAUCCCCCUAGUCGCGCACCUUGUGGUGUGCGAAGACGCCUUCAACCGCCAGGGUGGUCCCUCCACCGCCUCCGCAAUCGGGCUUUAA
Molecule: messenger RNA, 2421 nt
Organism: Leishmania braziliensis MHOM/BR/75/M2904
Lineage: Eukaryota; Euglenozoa; Kinetoplastea; Trypanosomatida; Trypanosomatidae
Product: putative serine/threonine-protein kinase
Exons: 1
Coding region: 1-2421 (806 amino acids)
Biological process (GO): protein phosphorylation
Molecular function (GO): ATP binding; protein kinase activity
Source: RefSeq, a predicted model, not a curated record